Molecule: messenger RNA, 889 nt
Organism: Maniola jurtina (meadow brown)
Lineage: Eukaryota; Metazoa; Arthropoda; Insecta; Lepidoptera; Nymphalidae
Exons: 3
Coding region: 187-879 (230 amino acids)
Molecular function (GO): transmembrane monodehydroascorbate reductase activity
Source: RefSeq, a predicted model, not a curated record
GAAACGUUUGUAAAGUCCUAGUCAAACCACAAUUUAACCAUGAAAGGAUAGUUGAAAAAAGCAUUAAACAACGAUCUCUUUAAAUGAUACUAAAUCACUGUGUUGUACAAAUUGUAAACAAAAUAAACAAUCAUUAAUAGAGUUUUGUACGAGGUUAUUUUGUGUUGAGUGAGCACUAAACUAAACAUGUUGAACGAAGUCAGCAGUAACGACAAUGCUCGUUCAAAACCAAGAUCUCGUAGGUCUGAGUUUCGUUCCGUGCGUAUACUAGUCAUAGAACCUAGUCGCAAAUAUUGUAAGACGGUGUGGUGUGCCAUUGGUGUUGGGUUUACCCAUGUCUUCAUAGGAGCGACAGUUAUGACUAUUUUGAUGUUUUAUUUGAGUAUGGGAGACCUUCAUGCUAUUUUGUGUACGGUUGCAUAUCAUUUCUUUACCGCGGAAGCUAUACUAAGUUUCAACUAUGCGAAUGGCUGGUCAGCCCCAUUGCAUUUAAGGCACAGGCGAUUCGCGCACAUUUUCCUGCAAGUUUGUGGUGUUGUGUUUGCUCUAACGGGAACCCUGUUAGUUUGUACUUCUAAAGGAUUAUCUGGAAGUGUACAUGGCGUAACGGGUAUAGCCACAGCUGUAUUGCAUGUCAUAUCAUUUAUUAUUGGGCCUUUUGUUUUAUAUCGCGGCCGAUAUUUUAGAUUAGUACAUACGUGUUUUGGAAUACCAACAUUUUUGUUAUCAUCUAUCAGUCUUUGUAGUGCUUUAUUUACACCCGACUUCAAGAACUGGACAAACGAUACUGUGAUAUUUGUUUUGAUAGGUUUUAUUGUUUUCUAUUCGGCCUUUAUUUUGGUGACCUGCUUUAUAAAAUGUAUGAUGAGAAUUUAUUAAAAAGUACAUU